AACAAUUCUCAAUAGAAAGCAUAAAAUAUAUAUUUAUUCACUUUACUGUGGCUAUUUAUGCCUUGAGAAUCAUCAAUUGUUGAAUUUUCGUUUCUUCAUCUGGUAAAAAGGGGAGCAAGUUUAUCAAAACACUUCCAGAUUUUUUAAGAUUAUUCCACCAUUUCAAUAUUUUCUAUUGUAAUCUUUUGUAUUCAUAUAUACUUCAAUGAGUCCAAAAGAAUUCUUUCAAUGGAUUCUCUGCACUAUAAAGAACUUCUUCGCAAAAUGUUCGUGGGGUUUGAAGAAGAGAGAACCUGCGACAAAACUUGCUCACAAUGACAUUGGUUUACGGUCGCUUGUUUUUCUCUCUGAGAAUUCCUCUGCAGAAGCUCCAACUUUGCCAACCGAUGAAAGCGAAGAAAGGACUCUUACUGGAAUGUCUGAAAAAGGAAGAGUUUAUUCUCACUCUGUAAAAUCUCAGAAAAUUAAUGUCUUUCUUAGCUGCAACAACACUAUACCCCAGCAGGCAGAGCUUUGUGAGCCAAGUACUGAAAGGGCAUCUCCUCGUAAUUUAAAAUCCACAUAAGCAAUAGAGAAAGAAGGGAAGAUUUACACAAAAGCCAAGGUUUUCUGCUUUGUACAAGUCCGUACUCAAGCUAGACACAUCCAAACUUUUCUGUGCCAACACCCUAAGACUUUUAUUUUCUAGGGAUAUCUAAGGCAGUUAGACAAAACUAUCCCAUUCAUACUAUAGACAAAGAGCAAAACAAACAACGGACAGGGUUCUUCAACAUUGAAUUCCAACUCUUGUCCCCGGAUCCUCUUAGAGAAGCUUAUUUUAGACCUUUUUUUAUAGAAUUGCAUACGAUAUAAUCCCAGCAGUUACUGAUACCAAAGACUUGAUACAAUAUCGUACAUCCAAAGACGCGUUUUCCAUUACAAAAAUAAUAAAGACAAAGAAUAAAUAACGAAUGUAAAAUUAUACGUUGCAGCUUACAUUAGUCUGCAAACAGACCCUUUUUUCAAACGAAGCACAGAGUACUUUCCGCUUUAUUACAAGCUACAGCUGCAAGAAGUCUACCUUUUAACAGAAUAAAAUAUUUUCAUCCACUUUUUUGGACUUUAAAGUCGAAAUACUU
This is a messenger RNA of Schizosaccharomyces octosporus yFS286, 1118 nucleotides long. RefSeq lists its product as uncharacterized. The record is from RefSeq and is a predicted model, not a curated record. The transcript has a single exon. Lineage: Eukaryota; Fungi; Ascomycota; Schizosaccharomycetes; Schizosaccharomycetales; Schizosaccharomycetaceae. Bases 206 to 565 code for a protein of 119 amino acids.